AUGUCCUUUUACGUCGCACCCAGCCAGCAGCGCACCCUCCGCGCGUGCAUGGUCUGCUCUCUCGUCCAGCUACACAGCAAAUUCAUGCGCGAAGGUUGCCCAAACUGUGAUAACGUGCUUGGCCUCCGCGGAAACAACGACAACAUCCAAGAAUGCACCUCGCAGGUCUUCGAGGGCGUAAUUACUGUCAACGAACCGACAACGAGCUGGGUGGCUCGCUGGCAACGACUAGAUAGCUACGUUCCCGGCACAUACGCGGUCAAAGUGACGGGGUCGCUGCCAAAUGAGGUUAUUGGGCAUUUGGAGGAUGCUGGGAUAAAGUAUAUUCCUAGGGAUGGGAGUCAGGUCGAGGAGGAGGGGUGA
This is a messenger RNA of Aspergillus puulaauensis, 363 nucleotides long. It is a transcript of the gene spt4, whose product is annotated as transcription elongation factor SPT4. The record is from RefSeq and is a predicted model, not a curated record. Gene Ontology annotation, biological process: regulation of transcription elongation by RNA polymerase II; chromatin organization; positive regulation of DNA-templated transcription, elongation. Lineage: Eukaryota; Fungi; Ascomycota; Eurotiomycetes; Eurotiales; Aspergillaceae. The transcript is spliced from 2 exons. Gene Ontology annotation, cellular component: nucleus; DSIF complex. Gene Ontology annotation, molecular function: zinc ion binding; RNA polymerase II complex binding. The coding region runs from base 1 to 363 and encodes 120 amino acids.